Messenger RNA from Kluyveromyces lactis, 564 nucleotides. It is a transcript of the gene RPR2, whose product is annotated as ribonuclease P protein subunit RPR2. Lineage: Eukaryota; Fungi; Ascomycota; Saccharomycetes; Saccharomycetales; Saccharomycetaceae. Bases 1 to 564 code for a protein of 187 amino acids. Gene Ontology annotation, cellular component: nucleolar ribonuclease P complex. The record is from RefSeq and is a predicted model, not a curated record. The transcript has a single exon. Gene Ontology annotation, biological process: tRNA processing.
AUGAAAAUUGUUAAGAACCACUCACUAGAUGAGGUUUGUAUGCAAACAGGGACAGUUCUAGGUCAAAGUUUACACCGGCCAACCUGUUAUAAGAUGAGCGAACGGACGGCGAAAGUUAAAGAGAACAAAAAGAAAUCGAACAUCGAUUCGGAUGGAACAAUACAAAUUCCUGCACCAAAGGGUAUUGGGAAUAAAGAGCAUUACCAAAGGUUGAACUAUCUCAUACAAUCCUCGGCCUUCCUAGCAACACAGAUACGUGAUAAAGACGAAGCCUUGAGCCGAAACUACAUAAAAAAUAUGGAUUCUAUACGGAAGAAGAACCAGCUUGCACUAUCUCCGCACAUGAAGAGACAAGUUUGUAAGAAAUGUCAAAGGUUGCUAAUAGCAGGACGGAACCUCCAGAUGAAAAUAAUGAACGGAAGUAAGAAAAAGGGCAAGAACCUACGUAAAUCCGAUGUACUUGUGUACCAGUGCAUAUGCGGUGAAACUAAGAAGUUCCCCAUCGGUAAGGACCCUACAUAUCAAUUGCACUUAGAGAAACCAGGAAUCUUAAUUAACGUAUAA